CCCAUCGCAAACACCACAUCCACUCCCAAAUCCCAAUGCAAUAACUCACCCCCUCCUUCCAAAGGCAAAGAAAAUGUCUCUCUUCACCAAAACAAUCCACAUCACCGCGCACCCGCCGCCGCGCACCCUCGCCGACAGCAAACUCAUCCUCUCCGCGCUGCAGAAAUUCGGCGAAGUCGUCACCUUCCGCAAUUUGAGGUACGACAUAACAAACCCCCCAACCACCACCACCACCACCACCACCACCACCCGCCCGCAAUCCCACAGCAUAAUCGCCAUCUACGAAUCCGCCGCCGCCGCGACGGCCGCCUGCGCUGCCUCCCCGUUAGCGAUCCCUCUUACCCUGGACGCCCACGCCCACGCCCACGCCCAGCACCACAGCCUACAAGCACAGUCCCAGUCCCAGUCCCAGUCCCAAGCACAGUCCCAAACACAGUCUCCAGCCCCGAAACAAAAACAAUACUACACCCCGCUCCCCCUCCCGCCGCAGCAACAACCCGCACACGCACCCCCAGACGCAGCAACACACUACCACUCCUCAGCACAAACCCCCCACGCCACACCAUCCGGGCCCCCCGACGAAGACCCCACAACCACAACCACAACCAUAACAUGCACCGUGACCGCCUCGCGCACCAACCACGCCGCGGCCAUACGACGGAAUCCCUGGUCCGCGGGGUUCGAGAUCGAGAGGACGAGUCACCCGCGGAUGUAUGAGGAUCUGGUGCGGGCGGGGAUUCCCCUCAAAGAGUUGGCGGAUGGGCCGGCGGGGCGGAGAAAGGCGGUGGCGCAGCCGCAUGGGCGGCGGCAGAGGGUGGAGGCUGAGACGGUGCGGUGGGGGGCGGCGAGUUUGAUGGGGUUGUUUGGGGAGGGGGAUGGUAGUAGUAGUAGUCAUGGUGGUGGUGGUUUAAGGAGGGGGAAUGGGGGGACGGGGAAGGAGGAGUAG
Messenger RNA from Aspergillus aculeatinus CBS 121060, 946 nucleotides. RefSeq lists its product as uncharacterized. Lineage: Eukaryota; Fungi; Ascomycota; Eurotiomycetes; Eurotiales; Aspergillaceae. The record is from RefSeq and is a predicted model, not a curated record. The transcript is spliced from 2 exons. The coding region runs from base 74 to 946 and encodes 290 amino acids.